AUGCCACCGGAGCACCAGGACUCCCAACACUCUGGCUAUGGCCAAAGGGGGUGGGUGAGCGUGCCAAACAACUACUCCAGCAGUCCUCAAACGACCAUGUCGCCAAUGCACGAAUUUCCUCCGUUUGAGUACCAUUCGACCACGCCGAUGCCCAUGGAGCCGUCCUACUCCAUGCCUAGGCCAUCGCCUUUUGCUUCUUCUCAUGCGCAGCAGAUGCCGCCACCAUUGAUCAUGCCUCACAGCGGGUUAUGGCCGAGUAUGUUGGCAAGCCAACCCCAGCAGAACUACCAGACCCCUAUUCUGCCGUCUGGGACGCUUCAAACUCCAUUGUCGGCGAGUACUGGGUCAGACAUUACUCCGACGAGCGCGAAGACGUCAUCACGUCGCAAGUUGACCGAUGACGAACGUCGCCAGAUGUGCAUUGAGGCUGAACAGAACCCGAUGAUGAAGCAAACCCAGAUCGGAGCCAAAUUCAACGUGGAGAGAAGCACGGUGUCGAAGAUCCUGCGUCAGCGUGAUAAGUAUAUGAACCCGCAACCGAAAGACGGCAAUACCAGCCCGAGCAAGAAGUCAAAAGCAAAACUGCCCGACUUUGAGAAAACCCUCGCCAACUGGGUCAAAAACCAGCAGAAGAAAGGGUUGCCAAUUACCGAUGAGGACCUCCGCAAGCAGGCUCAAGUCUUCUCCUUCAGCAGGAGUGACCAAGCAGUCGUGUCCAGUGUAGCUUGGCUGGACAAGUUCAAGCGCAAGAACCACCUCACGGCUUCCGACGCCGAGGGAGAGCAGGGUCUCAUGGACUCUAACACGGCGUCGCUCCGAGAAACAUCCAUCAAUGACUCUCCAACCUUGUCUGGCGGGCUUGUGUCACCUCCCAUGUCGGCCAUGGAUGAAACAGCUCACGACACAGGCCUCAAGCUAGAAAAUGCGCAAGAUUUCUUCGACUUUGAGGAAAAGGGUUCCUAUGAGCGUACGCCGAAACUGGAGAUGGAACAACUGACUCAAGACUCAAUUCUUCCCCCAACAUCACCUGAAAUGGUUCACAGGGACCCGGAUGGGAUACCACUGAUGGAGGGCGCACAAGAUUCCGCAGAAGCAUCGAUUCGCCAGAGGAGCCAGACCUAUCCACAUGCUGCAGACCUAGGGUGCGGUUCACGUCCUUCUUCGUCCAGCCAGAAGGCGCCGUCUCUCCCUGUCCGGUCUUUAACCAACACCACGAUUGAGACUCGGCCAACGGCCAUUGACCCUAGACAAAUGAUGAAACGGCAUAAGAGUGUCCCGGACAUUCACUAUCCGCAGCAAGUGCAGUUCUCAUCUAUGCAGCCUCCACCAUUACCCAGGUCGGCAGAUACUUCUCCAGUCAGCAACCCUGCAUCGCCCGUGGACGAUGAUAACAUUCGAGCACUGCAUGCCAUCAAAGAAUUGCUGGAGCAGAAUCCCAAUGUCGCCGAGCCCGAUGACUAUCUGGCGAUUGGGAAACUGAUGCAAAAGCUGAAGCUGCUCCGGCCCACCGCCACCACGCUGCCCGGUGGCAUGCACCCGAUGGACAUCAUGGAUAGUCCUCGCAUCUCCAAGAAGAGGACCAUCCUCGGCAUCUCGACCUAG
This is a messenger RNA of Capronia epimyces CBS 606.96, 1602 nucleotides long. RefSeq lists its product as uncharacterized. The transcript has 3 exons. Gene Ontology annotation, cellular component: nucleus. The record is from RefSeq and is a predicted model, not a curated record. NCBI's taxonomy places the organism in Eukaryota, Fungi, Ascomycota, Eurotiomycetes, Chaetothyriales, Herpotrichiellaceae. The coding region runs from base 1 to 1602 and encodes 533 amino acids. Gene Ontology annotation, molecular function: DNA binding.